This is a messenger RNA of Cervus elaphus (red deer), 575 nucleotides long. RefSeq names its product ribosomal protein S20 (gene RPS20). The transcript has 4 exons. Lineage: Eukaryota; Metazoa; Chordata; Mammalia; Artiodactyla; Cervidae. The coding region runs from base 179 to 538 and encodes 119 amino acids. Gene Ontology annotation, biological process: translation. Gene Ontology annotation, molecular function: structural constituent of ribosome; RNA binding. The record is from RefSeq and is a predicted model, not a curated record. Gene Ontology annotation, cellular component: cytosolic small ribosomal subunit; ribosome.
GGACCCGGAUGCAAACGCGAGCGCGGCUAUAUAAGCACCCCGCAGGCCUCACGCCUUCCUCUUUGAGGAAGACGCGGUCGCCGCUGCAGCGGAGCUCAGUGCCGCCCGCUCUUGUUCCUGACUCACCGCUGUUCGCUCACGCCGAGGAACAAGUCGGUCAGGAAGCCGCGCCGCAGCCAUGGCCUUUAAAGACACCGGCAAGACUCCCGUGGAGCCAGAGGUGGCCAUUCACCGGAUUAGGAUCACCCUCACCAGCCGCAACGUGAAGUCUCUGGAGAAGGUGUGUGCUGACUUGAUCAGAGGCGCGAAGGAAAAGAAUCUCAAAGUGAAAGGACCAGUUCGGAUGCCUACCAAGACUCUGAGAAUAACUACAAGGAAAACUCCUUGUGGUGAAGGUUCUAAGACUUGGGAUCGAUUCCAAAUGAGGAUCCACAAGCGACUCAUUGACCUGCACAGCCCCUCUGAAAUUGUCAAGCAGAUCACUUCCAUCAGUAUUGAGCCAGGAGUCGAGGUGGAAGUCACCAUUGCCGAUGCCUAAAUCAAUCUUUUUAAUAAAUUGAUAAUCAGUUGUUAAA